Molecule: messenger RNA, 1496 nt
Organism: Peromyscus eremicus (cactus mouse)
Lineage: Eukaryota; Metazoa; Chordata; Mammalia; Rodentia; Cricetidae
Product: paraneoplastic antigen Ma6E-like
Exons: 1
Source: RefSeq, a predicted model, not a curated record
AAAGAGGGGCUGUUACAGUCAGCACACAUCCCUGUCUGGUCAUGUUCCCUUCCAAGUCCACUGCUAUGGCACUGGCGAUUCUUCAGGACUGGUGCGGGGGGAUGGGUGUCAAUGCCCAGCGUUCACUGCUUAUCCUGGGCAUCCCUGAUGAUUGUGAGGAAGAAGAAUUCCAGGAGGCUGUGCAGGCUGCCCUCAGGCCCCUGGGCAGGUACCGAGUGCUUGGCACGGUCUUCAGAAAGGAGAUUGGGGCAAAGGUCGCUUUGGUUGAAUUCGCUGACAAUUUGAACCAAAGUUUGAUCCCCCGACAAAUACCAAGUGAUAGGGGGCCCUGGACUGUGAUCUUCCUGCCUCAGGUCCCUGAUAUCGAGUUACAGGGUACAUUCAAUUUCCCUGCACAGGCUCAUGGGCAAGCUUUGCAAGGGGCUUCAGGUGGGGUAGGGGCUUCAGGUACAUCAGGGGCUGCAGUUGAGGAAGGAGAUGUAGAUGAGACAGGGACUGUGGGUGAGGCAGGAGGAGCAGCUGAGGAAGGCGCUGAGGAUGAGGCAAGAGUGUCAGAGGAGGAAGAGACAGAGGGUGAGGAAGGAGGAGCAGGUGAGGCAGGAAGAGCAGCCGAGGAAGAAGCUGCAGCUGAGGCAAGAGUGUCAGACGAGGAAGGAGCAGAGGAUGAGGGAGGAGUUAUAUAUGAGGCAGGAGUAAUAGAUGAAGCAAGACUGUCAGAUGAGGGGGCUAUGGAUGAGGAAGAUGAUGUAGUUGAGGCAGGGGCUGCAAGAAUGUCUGAUGAGGAAGGAGCUGGAGGUGACAUGGGGGUUGCAGGUGUUAUAGGAGCUAUGGGUUGGGUAGGAGCUGCAGGUGAGGUAGGAGCUGCAGGAGAAGGAGGCGUUUUAGAGGCAGGAGCAGGUGAUGAUGGGUCUGCAGGUGAAGAGGGGUCUGCAGGUGAUGAGGAGUCUGUGGGUGAUGAAGGGUCUGGGAGUGAUGAGGGGUCUGCAGGGGAUGAAGGAUCUGUGGAUGGUGGAGGGGCUGUGGGUGAAGCAGGAGCUAUAGGUGAGGAUGAAGCAGGAGCUGUAGGUGAGGCAAGAAUGUCAGAUGAGGAGGGAGCUGCAGGUGACAUGGGAGUUGCAGGCAUUAUAGGAGCUGUGGGAUUGGCAGGAGCCGCAGGUGAGGCAGGAGGUUCAGGUGAGGAAGGGGCCUUUGAUGUGGCAGGAGGGGCACAUGGGGCUGGAGCCUGGACCCAGCAGUGGAGCCAAGCCCUGCAGCCUAUCCUGGAAAACAUGGCCUACCAGGAACUGAGACACUUCUCUGGGAUGGAAUAGCCUGGCUGUGGGGGUCAGUCUUUCGAGAGCUGGCUGGACCAUGCCAAUGACAUGCUAUACCUGUGUUCAAGGAAUCAGGAUAUAAGAAUGAGGCUUGGGAGGCAAGUUACCCAUAAUCCCUGCAAAAGUAGGUUCAGAAGGCUCAGCUUCUCUUUCUCCUUCUCUCCUGUGUUCUGGGGAGACUGA